Messenger RNA from Cajanus cajan (pigeon pea), 2481 nucleotides. It is a transcript of the gene CKX5, whose product is annotated as cytokinin oxidase 5. Gene Ontology annotation, biological process: cytokinin metabolic process. The record is from RefSeq and is a predicted model, not a curated record. Lineage: Eukaryota; Viridiplantae; Streptophyta; Magnoliopsida; Fabales; Fabaceae. Gene Ontology annotation, molecular function: cytokinin dehydrogenase activity; FAD binding.
GUCCUUCUAAUUUUCAUGCCAAACCCUUUUUUCUUUCUUACUUCCUACAGAUCCAUUCCUUUCUAUUUCUUUCUUUCUUUCUACGUUUUCUUAUACGAUCUACACGCCCCUUAAUCUGCACAUGCAUAUUUUUUUUUUUUUUUUAAAUAAUAAUAAGGAGAAAGGCUUAGCAAAGAAUCAAAGAAAGUGAGUGAGAGCAAGAAUCUUCAUCUUUCUGCAUGUUGCGUACAGAAUCUUUAAAGCGAAAUCGUGCUUACGUUAACCCACGACGCUGUUCGAGGAUUUUGUUCUCUUCUCUCGACCUUCCCAAGAAUCCCAACAUUCUUUCUUCUUCUCUCCCUCAACCAACCCAAUAACUCCUCAUCAUCAUCAUCGUACACUACACACAUGACAUGCAUGUAUCUUCAAUGAUUCCGUAGCGAAACCACACGUACGUACGCUAGCUAGCUUGUGGGGUAGUUUUUAAUUAAUAAUCCUCUUCAAUCAAUGGCCUUCAACAACAACAAGCAUGUUCUGUUAACAUUCGCAAUAUGCUGUUUAAUAGUAACGGUGGGACUAACGGUGGUCCCAGAGCCGCUCGAUGUUGGACUCGAGGGUCGACUGAGCGUGAACACGCGGGAGCUGGAAGCGGUUUCGGUGGACUUCGGGAGGCUGAGCAGAGGGGAGGCUUGGGCGGUGGUGCAGCCCGCGACGGCGGAGGACGUGGUGCGGGUGGUGAAGGCGGCGUUCGAAGCGCCGUUCGCGGUGUCGGCAAGGGGGCACGGGCACUCGAUAAACGGGCAAGCCCUGAUAAAGGAGAAGAAAGGAGUGGUGAUUGAGAUGGUAAAAGGUGGUGGUAGCAACAACGGCGACAAGGAGAAUAGUAUAAGAGUGAGUGAGAAAGGAAUGUAUGUGGAUGUGUGGGGUGGGAGGUUGUGGAUAGACGUUUUGAGUGCAACAUUGGAGUAUGGGCUGGCUCCCAUGUCUUGGACCGAUUACUUGUAUUUGUCUGUGGGUGGAACCCUCUCCAACGCUGGAAUUAGUGGACAAACCUUCAAUCACGGUCCUCAGAUCAGCAAUGUUUAUGAGCUCGAUGUCGUUACAGGAAAGGGUGAGCUGGUGACAUGUUCAGAAGAUCGUAACUCGGAGUUGUUCCAUGCUGUUCUUGGAGGUCUUGGACAAUUUGGAAUCAUUACAAGGGCUAGAAUUGCUCUCGAACCAGCCCCUCACAGAGUUCGGUGGAUAAGAGUACUGUAUUCGAAUUUUGCAACGUUUUGUAAAGACCAGGAGUAUCUGAUAUCUAUGCAUGGGAAACCAGGAAAUGAGAGAUUCGAUUAUGUGGAAGGUUUCGUGAUCGUUGAUGAAGGGUUGAUCAAUAAUUGGAGGUCUUCGUUCUUUUCAGCAAGUAACCCUGUUAAAAUCACUUCUCUCAAAGCUGACGGAGAUGUUUUGUACUGUUUGGAGAUUACCAAAAAUUACAACCAAGGCAACGCAGAUUCUGUUGAUGAGGAAAUACAAUCUCUAUUGAAGAAGUUGGAUUUUAUACCAACAUCAGUGUUCACAACGGACUUGCCUUACUUGGAUUUUCUGGAUCGAGUACAUAAGGCAGAGCUUAAGCUUAGAUCCAAGGGUUUAUGGGACGUGCCUCAUCCAUGGCUCAACCUUUUUGUUCCAAAAUCAAGGAUAGCGGACUUCGACAAGGGUGUGUUCAAGGGCAUUCUUGGAAAUAAGACAAGUGGGCCCAUCCUCAUCUACCCCAUGAACAAAAACAAGUGGGACCAAAGGAGCUCGGUGGUGACACCGGAAGAGGAUGUGUUUUACCUGGUGGCAUUUCUGAGAUCAGCAUUGGAUACUGAGACGCUGGAGUAUCUGAGUAAUGAGAACCGUCAGAUUGUGAGAUUCUGCCAUGAUUCGGAGAUCAAGGUGAAACAGUACCUGCCCCAUUACACUACGCACCAGGAGUGGAUGGACCACUUUGGCGAUAAGUGGACCCAAUUCAGUGCCAGGAAGAUGAAAUUCGAUCCUCGCCAAAUCUUGGCCACAGGCCAGCAAAUAUUUCAAUUUGAUCCCUCCAACCCCCUCACCCUCACCAACUAUAUUUAGUGCAAAACAAACAAUUUCUCCAUUACAUAAAUAAGGCAAGUGUUGUGUUGUACUAUUGCAUUGCAUGUCAUUAGCUAGGAGGAUCAUACCAAAAAGAAAAAAGAAUUAGGAGUAGGGUUUUUGUUAUAUAUAUAUAUAUGAUAUGCAUGAGGUUAGGUAAAUGAAGAAGGAUUAAUAGAAGUGGUAGUUGAUGAUGAUAACAUAAGAAGUGGUGGGCCCUUGGCAAAUGGCAAUGUGCACAUGACAUGUAUUGUGCAGCGCCCGUGAUCCCGACCGCUCGUCUUCGUUUCAUUGUCUCCUCCAUAAACAUGCAGCUGUGUCCAGUUCCACUUCUCUCAAUGUUUCUUAUUUUUCAUUGUAUCCCCAUUUUAAAUAUGUAUCUUUAGCUUCUAAUGCCUA